Sus scrofa (pig) is the source of this 930-nucleotide messenger RNA. Its product is annotated as olfactory receptor 4C12. Lineage: Eukaryota; Metazoa; Chordata; Mammalia; Artiodactyla; Suidae. Gene Ontology annotation, biological process: G protein-coupled receptor signaling pathway. Gene Ontology annotation, molecular function: G protein-coupled receptor activity; olfactory receptor activity. Gene Ontology annotation, cellular component: membrane. The record is from RefSeq and is a predicted model, not a curated record.
AUGGAGAAAAAGAGAAAUGUGACCGAAUUCAUUUUAAUCGGUCUUACCCAGAAUCCUCAAAUGCAAAACGUAGUGUUUGUGGUGUUUUUGGUUGUAUACAUGAUAACUCUUUCAGGCAACCUGCUCAUUGUGGUUACUCUUACCACCAGCCAGGCUCUGAACUCCCCCAUGUACUUCUUCCUGACCCACCUUUCCUUGAUAGACACAAUUUAUUCUUCUUCCUCAGCUCCUAAGCUGAUUGUGGACACCCUUAACAAGAAGAAAAGUAUCUCCUUUAUUGGGUGCAUGGCUCAAGUCUAUGCUGAACACAUUUUCGGUGCUACUGAGAUUAUCCUACUGAUGGUGAUGGCCUAUGACCGCUAUGUGGCCAUCUGCAGACCUCUUCACUACACAACCAUCAUGAGCCACAGGCUGUGUAUUGUCCUGCUGGGAGUGGCCUGGACUGGAGGAUUUCUCCAUGCAACCAUUCAGAUUCUUCUUAUUGUCAGGCUGCCUUUCUGUGGCCCCAAUGUCAUAGAUCACUUCAUGUGUGACUUGUACCCUUUAUUGAAACUUGUCUGCAUGGACACUCAAACCCUUGGCCUCUUUGUUGUAGCCAACAGUGGGUUCAUCUGUCUACUUAAUUUGCUCCUCUUGUUGGUCUCAUAUGCAGUUAUCUUGUGCUCCCUAAAGCACUAUAGCUUGGAGGGUAGGCGCAAAGCCCUUUCCACUUGUGUCUCUCACAUCACUGUAGUUGUCUUAUCUUUUGUGCCCUGUAUCUUUGUGUAUCUGCGCCCAGCGACCACUCUGCCCAUUGAUAAAGCUGUUGCUGUCUUUUACACUAUGGUGGCCCCUAUGUUAAAUCCCUUAAUCUAUACCCUCAGAAAUGCUGAGGUAAAAAAUGCUAUGAGGAAACUCUGGAGGAAGAAAGUGACUUCAAAUAAUGAUUAA